AUGGAUGAGUUAUAUGACCAUGAGACGAUCAAGUACGAAACAUUUGCAGGGUUACUUGAAUCAUACAAAGAGCUCGUUCCAAGCAAGCUUGAAGAACUAGAACAGCAGCGACUCGAGAUCAUUCCCAAAGCACUAUCGGAAAGGGCCGACGACGCACACCUGAACAAGGCCGAAGUGCAGAGACUGGUAGAUUGGAAACUCGGCCAUGGCACUUUCAGACCCUCUCUGCGCAAGCUCGUCGAAUCAAACACGGACGAGACAGUGGAGCAAUGCACACGACAAGCGUUCGAGACCUACGACAAGGACGGCGAUCAGUGGGACAAGGUGGUGGUCACGCUGGCCAAGGGGCUUCGUGGCGUAGGGCCCGCGACAGCCUCGCUCUUGCUCAACACGUACGACAGCGAGAAAGUGCCGUUCUUCUCGGACGAACUCUUCCGUUGGGUCAUGUUCUCCGAGGGCAAGGGCAACGGAUGGGACAGGAAGAUCAAGUAUUCGGCAAAGGAAUACCAAGAGCUGUACUCGCGGGUGGAGUUGUUACGAGAGAAAUUGGGCAAAGAGAGCGAAAAGACGAUCACGUCAGUUCAGGUGGAAAUGGUAGCGUACGUACUAGGACGAAGACAGAUCGGAGCAGCGAAGAGAAAGGGAAUCGAUGGAGAAGAGAAAGAAGGAGUUGACAAUGGGGCAGGAGAAGAUAGGACCAGAAAGAAGCGAAGAAGAGUGUAA
Molecule: messenger RNA, 723 nt
Organism: Aureobasidium namibiae CBS 147.97
Lineage: Eukaryota; Fungi; Ascomycota; Dothideomycetes; Dothideales; Saccotheciaceae
Exons: 2
Coding region: 1-723 (240 amino acids)
Source: RefSeq, a predicted model, not a curated record